CUCGGAGCGCGGCCCAUGUCCGGCGCGGGGGAAGCCCUCGCUCCCGGGCCCGCCGGGCAGCAGUGCUCGGCCGAGGAGGGCGGCGGCCGGCUGGGCUCCCCGGCCCACGAAAAAUGUAAUGAGAACCGUACUGAGAAAGAUAUAAGCCAAGCUACCAGUAGCCGCACCAGGUAUGAGCUGACACAGGAACAGCCCAUUUGGAGAACUCCUUCAGAUGGUGAACUCGUCAGAACCCAACCAGAGCGCCUGCCUCAACUGCAGACCUCAGCACAGGAACUCGGCAAGGAGGAAACACGCCGGAUGAAGAACGGCGGCCAUGCAAGUCUGAGCAAUGGGGAUGGAAUUCCUAACGGAGCCAAACAUGUGUGCACAGAUAAUCACAAAAUGUCAGCUCCUGUUUCUCAGAAAAUGCAUCGAAAAAUUCAGUCCAGCUUGUCUGUAAACAAUGACAUCAGUAAGAAGAGUAAAGUAAAUGCUGUCUUUUCCCAAAAGUCAGCUUCCUCGCCUGAAGACUGUUGUGUCCACUGUAUCCUGGCAUGCUUGUUCUGUGAAUUCCUGACCCUCUGCAACAUUGUCCUGGGACAAGCUUCCUGUGGCAUCUGCACCUCCGAAGCCUGCUGCUGCUGCUGUGGGGACGAGAUGGGCGACGACUGCAACUGCCCUUGUGACAUGGACUGUGGCAUCAUGGAUGCCUGUUGUGAAUCCUCAGACUGUUUAGAAAUCUGUAUGGAGUGCUGUGGCAUCUGUUUUCCUUCAUAAAGAUUCAUCUUUUGUUUGUAUUAAAACUGGAGAGAGACAAUUUUACAAUAUUUCUUGUAGGGGAAAGAAAAGCACAUGGUAAGAUUCUCAUGAAGCAAGUCAGUAUUUGCACUGUUUAACUCAUGAUUUUUAAGUAAUCUCUGAAAUUCUUCCUCUUUCAUCAGAUCUAUGUGGUUUAAUAUGUGAAGUUUUAACUAACUGGUUUUUGAAGCUUCUUCAUGGAUGAUAAUAAUUGGAAGACUUUGUAACCCACACAUACCCUAAAAUGUUAAAUGCCUUCUUUCUGUUGACAUGUCUGUCUCUCCUAAGCAUUCUCAUGAACUCUUUGCUCUAAAUACAACCUUGCUCAGUGUGUAUUUAAGCCAGAUCACUAUGUCUGAUGUUUACCAACUAGGGGUCAAAUGAACAUUAUUUUAAUUCUAAGUAAGCCUGAGCAUUGGGCAGCGCUGUAAACAGAUGUGGACACUCCGUGUAACUCUCCUCUGUGCUUCCCACCUCUCCUGCUCUGAGGAGCAUGCUGAGGAAGAUUGCUCUGCUCUCGCCUGGUGCAACAUUCAGCGUAAUGAAGGAGGAAGAUGGGAUGGGAGCUGCAAAGAGCUAGCACAGUCAUGACAUCAGGACUGUAAAGGACAGAGGCCAUAGCAACAAACACAAGCGAAUGACAGGUUAUUUAAGAAGGCUUGCAGGAGGAUGUGUCACAUUGUGGAUGCCUUAGGGUGAGCUACUUAAAUUUAGCGGAAAGUUUUGGGUGGACAGCCUCAACUGUCUGUGCUCUGAACAAGUGGAAAGAAUGUGCCUCCAUUUGCACAUUGCAGCAACACAGCUUUCUUAGAACUAUAAAGUCUAAACUAAUGCAAAUAUGCACUUUCCUACACAUAAUUUAAGUGUUAUAAAUUUUAAUGAAAACAUAAUACCUUGUUAACAUAACUAUAUUUUACCAAAAAAAAAAAAAAAAUGUAGAACACUUUUUAACAACUUUCAUUUAAAUGAGCUUUUUUCCCCCAAGAUUAAAAAGUCCCAGUAUUCUGAUUUGGUGUUUUUCCAAAGCUGGCUUAUGUUUUGAAAGAUUCAGUUCUUUAUGCAGGGGUGGCGUUGGGCGG
Molecule: messenger RNA, 1859 nt
Organism: Acomys russatus (golden spiny mouse)
Lineage: Eukaryota; Metazoa; Chordata; Mammalia; Rodentia; Muridae
Gene: Mdfic
Product: MyoD family inhibitor domain containing
Exons: 4
Coding region: 16-759 (247 amino acids)
Source: RefSeq, a predicted model, not a curated record